GCCGUGGAAUAUUUGCGGCAAGUGUUAGAUGAGCCCUGGCAUGGUCAGAAACUGUUGUCUUGCGGUCCACAGAAGUUGGGACCCCACAACCCGAUGCAUGAAUUCAAUGAAGACCUUGUGUUUGCAAACUAUUCAUACUUGAGUUCUGGACCUCCGAUUGAUAUCCCAAGAACAGAAGUGCGUGGAAUCACCAUCAAGCAGCUGUCACGUCUGCUGGAUUUUGUUGAGGAAAGGGCCUCCACUUGGUGUGAAGUGCAUCAAUGUUCACCACACUACAGGCAACCUUUGUCUUUCAAGGACUUCAAUAUGUAUCAUGCGCAUUACUGGGUCAUUCACCCUGCUACGGCCAGUCCCUUGUACUGCAGCUAUGUAGAGCUGGUCGCCAGCGAGGCUGCAAGUCAACGGCCUCUGUGGUUUGCCUCCUAUGUGUGGGCGGCGCCGCUCCACAAGUUCAUGGCCUGCCUGAGGCACCAGGUUUCUUUGCGCGAGUUGCCUGCGCACACAGCCUAUUGGGUUGAGGUUUACGCCUACAACCACCAUCGGCUUGAGGAGGAGAUCUGCGACAAUCCCCGAAAGACGAGCUUCUGCCGUGCACUGAAGUUGUGUACCGGUCUCUUGCUGAUCUUGGAUCAAGAUCCUCUGAGCAGGAUCUGGACGUGCUUUGAAGUGUCUCUGGCAGUAGAGGAGCGCAACAUGUCUCUGGCAGUGGAGAAGCGCAACAAGGGAAAGUCCGGGAAGCAUUUUCUGCUGGAUGUGGCGGCCAUGGAUCGUCAUGGCGAAGCACAUCUCAUCACAGAUGGCCUAGCCGGUGCUGAGGAGCGGAUGGACGGGGCGCUGGGUUUUUUGUUCAAAGGCCAGCGUGAGGCCAAGUUCCCGCGAGAGAUUAUGCACAAAGCCGCGCAUGUUGACGUUGCCUGUGCUGAUGCAACCAAGCAUGAUGACAAGAUAAGGAUUCUCAACAGCCUUCGUUGCCCACGGGCAAAGACAAGGGAUCUUCUUAAUGAACCACCGUAUGAGGAUCCAAGCUUUGAUGCGGUCGGCAACGCCAUGAGAGAAAAACUGGAGGAAACCGAGAGGCUCUCUUCAGUGGCGAACGACCUUAGUUUUUUGCUUGGUGAGAACCAGAAAAAGACAGACGGAGUUGAGAAGCUUGUGCAGGACAUGGAUGAAGAGCUUUGGAAUGAACAGGACGACACUGUGCAAAAGUUUCUCCCGGAGUUUGACUUGUUUGAAUGGAGCAAGGACAGAGUUGAGCAGAAGGUGCAAGAGAUCCGUGCUCUUCAUAGCAAACAUGCAGGAGUCAGCAUGGCCUACUUGCUGCAAGAUUUUGUGCACUUAGCCCAACAGAGAUCACAAGAAGUAGAUCCAACCUUUCUCCGAUUGAAAGAAGUCUUUUGGCUCUGUAAGGACAAAGUCGGCCAGGACUUGUACUGCCCAAGAGAUGGCAAGUUGGGCCGUGCUUUGGUGGAUUUGCUUCCCCCAAAACAUCGACAAAGGCAAAACUACUUCAUGUCCUGGAGUUGGCAAUACUCAGUGGGACAGGAAGCAAGUGCCUCCCUGUCCCAGAAGAUUUCUCUUGGAGAUAAAGGCAUUGCCGAGGUGACCCGAUCCCUCUGUGAAGUCAACGUGGCCAAUGCAGAAGCAUAUGACCCACGGGAUGAGAAGAAGGUCAAAGACACGAUCCAAGAAAGUGUUGGUUUUCAGGAGGUGAAUCGGCAUGUGAAAAGUGCCAUGGCUCAAUGGAUCGGUGGCGUUAUCAGGGACAAGUUUGAGAAGCUCGUGAACGAAACGGGUGAGGAGUGCGAGGUACUUGUCUUCGUCUUUGUGGUCGCUACGGGAGGCAGGGCCCAACUGCGCUUGAGCAACGCUGUGCAGCGCAGACAUGACGGCAAGACGUUCAACGGACCGCUGCGCGCGACUGAAGUGGCCGCAAACGAAGAUGCGCGGCAAAUGGAGGAAGCAGCAGCUGUCUCCAGUGAACGCUUGCAAGAAGUUUUUGAUAGACUAUCGGGCUCGCUUUCUGCCCCGGCCGUGACCUCUGUACCGGCCGUGACCCAAAAUGGUUCCAAUUGGCGUGCUCGUGUGAAAGGCAGCCGAGCAACUGUCUCUGGUCCGACACGGCAGUCCAAAGCAGCUGCCGAAGAGGAUGCGCGCUUGCUUCAGCAAGCGCAGCAAAUAUCUAGCGCUGAGCUGCAGAAAGUCGCCGAUCGUUUGCAGAAGGAAGCUGCUGACGUGCGUUCUGUGGCGACUGUUACUAAACAUGGUGCAGGGUGGCGCGCUCGUGUGCAGGGUGCCCAUCAAGUGUAUGGUCCUACUAGGCAGUCUAAGGCUGCUGCAGACGUCGAUGCCAGUCAAUUUCAGGCUGCGCUGCAGCUCUCUGCCAAAGAGCUACAGUCUGUUGCUCAGCGGCUGCUGCAGGAGGCUGCUGAUGUAGUCGUAAGGAGUAGCCGCGAAGCUGGGUUUGACGAAGUCGUUUUGGCUGAGAUGCGUGAUGCUUUGGGAUUACGGCGACCGCAGAAGCGUGCCAGACUCCGUGCGAAAAAUGCGGCCGAUGAUUUCGACCCUGAGGUGGCCUCAAAGAGCGUGCAGCUUCUGGUUACAGCAUUUCAAGAUGUGGAAGCAUUAGCACCGCGCAGCCAAGGUGCGUGGAUGGUGAAAUUAGGCUUUCACACUAGACUGGAUUAUGGCUCUCGGCCCGCAUGGACAAGUGGCUUGGAGCGUGGCACGGCGCAUGCUGGCUUGAAGAAUUUAGGGAACAGCUGCUGGCUCAAUGCCGUGUUGCAAUGUUUUCGGUGGACUCGCCCGCUGUACAAUGCUUUCACUGCUCGGUUGAUGGAAUGCGAAGAAUCGAUUCUGGGAUCGUUGGUCCAAGAUGUCUUAGAGAAACUUGCAAGCAACGACUGGGAUUACGUUGCACCAUUUGCUUUGCUCAAUCAACUGUAUGCAACCUAUCAAAGAAGAUUUCGACCUGGUGAGAGCGCAGAUGCAGCAGAAGCUUGCCGCUUGUUGUUAGACCGGUGUGUCUACGGCAGUUGUAUUGUACAUUUGCUGUCUACAUCGAUUGCAAUGGCUCGGCGCGGCGUCACUCUCACGGAGCUGACGCGUGAGCAUUUUGCUGCAUGCCGGCCGAGCAGUGAUGUUGUCAUUUUGGAAGUGGCGCCCGUCGAUGGCGGCCGGAUGAACUGGUCGCAGUUGUUGGUGGCACCGCCCUCUGGUGAGGCGCCGCCUGCGGGCAGCGACUGCCUCUGUCGCUUGCCGCGGUUGUUGCAAGAAACUGUGGCGCCUGUGGCUGAUGCUCCUGUGGCGCGUGCGGUAGAAGCGCCAGCUGGGACUGCGAGGACUGCUGGCUCACGCCUUGGCCGUUUUGCGGCGGCACUGCAACGCAAGCGUCGCGCAGACAUGGUGGUGUUCCCGCGGCCAAGACUCAGCCAGUUGGUUCCUUCGCAUGGACCUGACAUUGUUCUCAAGCUCAUUACCAGCAACGAUCCGCCCCCAGUGAACAUUCGUGUGGUCAUCGGUAAGGCUGCUGCCACCUCUGUUCAACUGAGAGACGUUGACCUUCGGUGCCCAGACAGUCCGUUAGCCAAUCACCUCCGGCAACGCUUCUAUGAGAUGCCGCAAUGCAACGUGAAGCUGGGAAAGCGGACGCUGUCCGAAUUUCGUGCUGAUAAGUCUACGUCAACCUAUUACCUUCACGUGCUGGUGUCUUCGGAUGGCCAGCGCGUGUCGCACGGCCCGACAAUGAGUCAACGAGUCUAUGUCCUCGGGAGCAAGAGCUUUGACCCAAUGUGGGAAGAAGCGUAUGCAGAUGCAUCGCGAACCGACACCUAUUUGAAUGUCUAUGUACCUUUCCUCUAUGUCAUCAUCGUCGGAUUCGUGGCUGUAGGACAG
Molecule: messenger RNA, 3891 nt
Organism: Cladocopium goreaui
Lineage: Eukaryota; Dinophyceae; Suessiales; Symbiodiniaceae
Source: the annotation of a GenBank genome assembly